AAACCCAUAACUUCUCUCUUAAUUUACUCUUUCUCUCUCUAGUAGAAUAAUCAGUAUCUUCGGCUCACUUCAAACAGCUCGUUGCUGUUUCAUCAGUAACUUGCGUAGUAUACAAAUAUACAAAUAUAAAUCGGCGGGUACGAAACACGUUGAUUUUUAAGCACGAGAAUAUGCAGAGAGAAAUCUCAACAACCGCCGGCCACGGUGGCGCGUACAACUACAACACUCCGUCAUCGCCGCCGUCGUUCCUCAGUCAACCAAAUGCAUUCAAUCUAACAUCACUUUACUCGUCGAUUUUGUUCCCUCAAAAUCAAAAUUCUCAGUCGCUUAUUGACCAGCAUUAUCAUGAAGACCUCAUGGAUCGUCACAACAGAGUAUUAUCUCAGCUCCUCGAAGCAGAGAAAAAAACCCUAGCUCUUCGUCAAGAGAAUAUAAACUUAAAAAUGGCGAAUUUCAAUUUGAACAAUCAGCUGUCGUUGUUGCUGAAGGCUUCGAGUUCGGAUUAUGGGCCAGGUUUGGGCCUGGAUUCGGUUGUGGAUGGGAUACGGAGAAUGCGUAUUGGUGUUGGUGAGGAGGAGACGUCCAGUGAUGGGCAUUCGUGGGAAGAUUUAGUUGCGGAUCGUCAUUUGAGCCCAACUAGUGUAAUGGAUUCGGGUCGGUCUGAGGGCGUGGAUCGGGUUCUAUUGCCUAAGAGUAUAUCUGUGCGUUCGAAUGGUUAUCUGAAAGCAAUUCAUGCUGCUGGUGGAAGUAGGCCGCAGACUUCGAUCAAAUCAGUCCACACAGCGCAAAAGGUGUAUGUGAAAGGAGGAGGUAAUAAGAAGGAAGAGCAACCACUUGAAUUAGAGGUGUACAAUCAAGGCAUGUUCAAGACUGAACUCUGUAACAAAUGGCAAGAAACAGGUGCAUGUCCAUAUGGAAACAACUGCCAAUUUGCUCAUGGCAUUGAAGAACUUCGUCCAAUCCUUCGCCACCCGCGUUACAAAACUGAGGUAUGCCGAAUGGUCCUCAAUGGUGAUCCCUGUCCUUAUGGUCAUCGUUGCCAUUUCCGCCAUACCCUCACUGACCAAGAAAAACUCAUGAGAUCACUCAACACCAGGUCUUAAAAAUGAUCAAACUAAUAAGUAAUAACUUGAUGGUCAAGAACCAGAUACCCUUAAAUUGAAAGAUGAACUGUUUAUAACCAAGUAAAAUAAUUGGAACACUUGUGAAAAAGAAUGAAUGCAAAUUGAGAAAUUGACUCUGUAAGUAAAAAAAAAUAAUUGCAUCAUAAGUCAAGAGGAUGGUUGUGAUAACAGAGAGUAGCUUGAUUGCGUAGAAAGUGAAUGGUGGUGGACUCGUAUAUUCUCUCAUUAUUUCUUGUAAUUCUCUUUACGUACGUUAAUGUCAACAUUUAAUACAUAAUGAUACUUCUACCGAAGUGUUUGUUUGUUUUGUCUCUUCAAAAGCUAGAUAGAGACUUCUCUAGCUGAUGAUGAUUAAUUUCAACCAUAUGUCUUUGAUUGUAAUUCAAAUGGUGAAAUAUUAUAGACUCCAUGGAAAGUUGCUGAUUUCUUUGUUUUUA
Messenger RNA from Nicotiana attenuata, 1561 nucleotides. RefSeq names its product zinc finger CCCH domain-containing protein 15-like. Lineage: Eukaryota; Viridiplantae; Streptophyta; Magnoliopsida; Solanales; Solanaceae. The coding region runs from base 171 to 1103 and encodes 310 amino acids. Gene Ontology annotation, molecular function: mRNA binding; metal ion binding. The transcript is spliced from 3 exons. The record is from RefSeq and is a predicted model, not a curated record.